This is a messenger RNA of Camellia sinensis, 3319 nucleotides long. RefSeq names its product Tetratricopeptide repeat (TPR)-like superfamily protein (gene TPR9). Gene Ontology annotation, molecular function: protein binding. NCBI's taxonomy places the organism in Eukaryota, Viridiplantae, Streptophyta, Magnoliopsida, Ericales, Theaceae. The record is from RefSeq and is a predicted model, not a curated record.
UGAACCCCUACCCGGGUUGUCUUCUUGGACAGCUUCAUUCCACUUUCAAGUCCAGUUCUUCCCAAACAACAAUGGAGAAGCUCAAGUCCAUGGUUCUCAAAACCCUUCAGCUCCAGAUUGCUGAAACCACUCCCCAUGACCUUCCCUCUACCUGUUCUUCUCUCCUCCACUUCUUUCUUCAACAACCCAUGUUUCACCAAAUAGUUAGGGAUUUAACAGACCCAGAAACUUCUCUCUGUCGGAAGAACAAGGAGGCUGCUUUGGAAUCGAAGCGCAAGGGCAACGAGUGCUUCUCCAGAGGAGACUACUCGAAUGCUUUGAGUUUUUACUCCCAGGCAUUGCGUGUUGCUCCAACAAGUGCUAAUGACACCGAAAAAAAUCUUGUGGCCAUGCUAUAUGUGAAUCGAGCAUCUGUAUUGCAUAGAAUGGGUCUUCUGGUGGAGUGUGUACGAGAUUGCAAUCGGGCUCUUGUAAUUUGUUCGAGUUAUGCAAAGGCGUGGUAUAGAAGAGGCAAGGCAAAUGUUUCCUUGAAAAAUUAUGAAGAUGCAGUACGUGACUUACAUGUUGCCAUGAACAUGGAACCAUCUUUGACUGGAAGGAGGCAGAUAGAAAAUGAGCUAAAGUUAAUGUCAGACCCACAUGAGGGGACAAGCAGUUCACUGGAUAAACAUAAUGAGAACAAUCUGGGUCAUUUUCAGUCUUCUGUGACAGAUGAGCCGCAUCAAAUAAAACUGCAAUGUGUCUCUUCACCAACUAAAGGAAGGGGCAUGGUUUCUCUGACUGACAUUCCUCAGUCUUCUCUGAUUCAUGCUGAAGAACCCUAUGCUGCGAUCAUAUUGAAGUCAUGUCGGGAAACUCAUUGUCAUUUCUGCUUGAACGAACUACCAGCAGAUACAGUUCCAUGUCCAUCAUGUUCAAUACCAUUAUAUUGCUCUCAGCAAUGUCAAGAACAAGCUGGAGGAAAAAAUACAGGAAAAAACUCAAAAAAUUAUGACAUUCGCGAAACUUUAUCGGAUGAGCUUGAAAAAUACAUUGCAGAUAUUACUGUACCCUAUGUUUCUUCUCCAGACAUUCAACAUUUUGCUGAACAUAGACAUGAAUGUCAUGGUGUACAUUGGCCCUUAGUAUUGCCCUCUGAAAUAGUUCUAGCCGGUCGAAUCUUAGCGAAGUCUGUUGGGCAACAAAGACAUUGCAGCUAUGUUUCUAACAUUAUUGGAAAUUUGGAUCUUUCUCACAAUUAUGAACAGUUACCUCCAGACAGAAAAUUGGAGUUGCAUAUUCAUUCCAUCAUUUUGUUAUACUGUCUUCAGCACUAUUAUGGUUCCGAAUUUCAAAAAAAUGGAGAUACUAUUUCAAAGUUUGUUAUAUUACUGUCUCAAAUCAAGGUAAAUUCUAUGGCAAUUGUUCGUAUGAAAUUUCCUGAUGUAUAUUGCUCAAUGGAUCAGUCUGGAAAAUUUUCUCAAGCUGGAGGUGCUUUAACUAGUAAUUUGGAACAGGUUAGAGUAGGUCAAGCUGUUUAUUCAGCUGGCAGUCUGUUUAACCAUUCUUGCCAGCCAAACAUUCACGCAUAUUUCCUGUCUCGGACUCUCUAUAUUCGAGCCACAGAAUUUGUGGUGGCAGGGUGCCCACUAGAGCUGUCCUACGGUCCACAGGUUGGGCAGUGGGACUGUAAGCACCGCCAAGAAUUUCUGGAAGAUAAAUACUCAUUUAGAUGUUGGUGCAGAGGUUGCUCAGAGUUAAAUUUAUCUGACCUUGUGCUAAAUGCUUUUCGGUGUGUCAAACCAAAUUGUUUUGGUGUAGUCUUGGAUAGCUGUGUGGCCAAGUAUGAAAAACAGAAAAUCAACCACCUCGUUGUCCCUCCAAUUUGCAGUUCAGAGACUCAUGUACAGGUUGAAAAACCAAAAGAUGAUGACAUUGAUAAAGUGGCUGGCCUUGUGUUUGAACAAACCGGAUGCAGCAAUCAAAUUGAACCUGGAUAUUGUUUGAAUUGUGGUACUUAUCGCGAUCUGGAAGCUUUACAUGCAAUGGCCAAUAAAGCUGAGAUUUGUAUCAGAGGAUUGCAGGAUGCAAUAAUUGCUAAUGAAGUCGGACCUAAUACUCUCUCAGAUGCUUUGGUAUCGUUUGAUCUGCUCCGGUCAACAUUGCAUGCAUACAACAAGAACAUUGCAGAGGUGGAGGACAACCUUGCACAGGCAUUUUGUUUGUUUGGAGAGCUACAACUGGCAAUGGACCAUUGUGAGGCAUCAAUUGAGAUUCUUGAAAAGCUCUAUGGUCCCGACCACAUUGCUAUUGGAAAUGAAUUGGUUAAACUUUCAUCGAUUCAGCUAUCCCUGGGUGAUCAAAGUGCCAUGGACUGCUUAAAUCGGGUGGCUGUAAUUUUUUCACGAUACUAUGGAUCUCAUGCAAACACGAUAUUCCCGUAUCUGCAAGGCCUUGAGAGAGAAGCUCACAAGCUUGUUCAGUGAACAGGCCACUAUUCUUGCAGUUUAAUCCAGCAAAAACCGAGCUGCCUAUGUUGAGUGAGAGAUUGAAUCGUUCUCUUUAGCUGAUAGUAUGCUGGCGUUUUUUCAAGGUUUAAGCAGGAGGUGGAAGUAUAUUUUAUUAGAUUUAUCUUUUGGGUAGAUCUAGUAGUGUAGUUUUACUCAAUACUAUGUUUGGAUCUUGGAACUACAUUUUCCUUCUCAUUCUUUCCAUUUUCUUUUCCUUUCCCACAAAAAACCUGUGUUCCAAACAUAGCUUUUUUCACUACUUUUUCUUCUAGUUAUAAAUUACAUGCAUUUAGAUGUUGUUCCUUGAUGGAAUAUCUGAUCCCAACAUAGUGGCAACUGAGAAUGGGAAGACAAAUGAUAGCAGGAACUAAAGGAGGCCACCUAGAUGUGCAAUAUUGCACACUUCCUAUUUAUUAUUGAAUCGAAAGCAUGAGUUGGAUAUGGUAUCACAUAGUUGUGCAAAAGGGGCAGGGGCGAGUUUCUGGACUCGCAAUCCAUACCAAAGGGGCUGGGGCCAGUUUCUGAACCACACUCUUGCAAAAGGAGCCGGGGCCAGUUUCUAAACUCGCACUCCAUACCAAAGGGGUUGGGGCCAGUUUCGAACCACGCUCAUGCAAAAGGGGCUGGGACCAGUUUCUGAACUUGCACUCCAUACCAGCAAAGCGGAAAAAGAUGGUGAAUUGUCCUUUACCGGAAGUGCUCUGCUUUGUCAAAGUAACAUUGACAGUAGAGCACGAAUUUAAUGUUACACGUGUAGAUUUUGAAUUUGUCGGGAAAAAGAAAAAGAAAGGCAAAUUUGAAAAAUAAUAAUGAUAACAAUUUUGGGUAAA